AUGCCGGUAGAUGCAGUGAUAUUGCAACUAAUCGGCUUUAUCGUGGAUCCGCUGCAAAUAUUUUGGGUUCUGACGAACAGCACUUAUUUAGUUACUAAAUUCAUCAAAACAGGGGUCGGUGACAAGAACGACUUCCCACUCUAUUUCGAGAAAGUUAUCUAUGAGGUGGACAUCGACGAGAAUGUGGAAAUCAAUCACAACUUUCUCAACGUCAGCGCAAAGACGCACGGCGAGGCGUCCGGUGUACGAUACACGAUCUCGAGCGGUAACAUAGACAAUGUGUUUGCCAUACACAACGCAACCGGCGCCCUGUACGUAGCCAAGGCGUUGGAUUAUGAGAAGAUCAAAAAGUAUGAGCUACGGUUGACGGCAUCGGAUAAUUUUAAGGAGAACUAUACCACCGUUCUAAUCAACGUACGCGAUGUAAACGACAAUCCACCGGUAUUUGAGAAAUCGUCCUAUCGCACACAAAUCACCGAGGAGGACGAUCGAGGACUGCCGAAGCGUGUGCUGCGGGCUACCACCUCGGAUGCCGACGUAGAGCGGCCUACCAACAUCAUCUACUUUCUGACUGGGGCUAGUAUUGACAUCGAAAAUCCCUCCGACAGCUACUUUGACAUCAACAAGGCCACUGGGGAAAUAUUUGUGCUUAAGCCCCUGAACCGAGACCCACCACACGGACGAGCGUCUUGGAAGUUUACCGUCUUUGCGCAGGACGAAGGAGGCGAGGGUUUAGUGGGCUUUACGGAGGUGCAGAUCAACCUGAAAGACGUCAACGACAAUGCGCCCCAGUUCCCGAACGGGAUUGCGUACGGAAACGUGACCGAAAAUGGCACCAUCGGCAUGCACGUGAUGACAAUAAAGGCCGAAGACUAUGACGACAUCAACGAAGGUACUAACGCGAAGGUGAUUUACUCGAUCGAGAAGAACGCGAUCGAGGAGGAUACUGGUUUACCGAUCUUCGACAUCAAUCCAGACACGGGACUCAUCACGACGGCGGUAUGCUGUCUCGAUCGGGAGAAGACGCCUGACUACUCGCUGCAGAUUGUGGCCACCGAUGGCGGAGGUUUGAAGGGUACGGGAACAGCUUCCAUCAAGGUGAAGGAUCUGAAUGAUAUGCCGCCUCGGUUCACCAAAGGCGAGUGGUUCGUUGAGGUGGAGGAAACUGACGGUAGUGUGUUGCCCGAGGCACCGAUAUUGACCGUGACGGUAAAUGAUGAUGAUGAGAUAAACAAUUUCCAGUAUAAAAUUAUUGAAAGCAGUGGUUACGGGGCGGAUAAGUUUGCGAUGGUAAAGAACGCGGACGGUACGGGGAGUUUGAAGGUGGUCCAGCCGCUAGACUUCGAGGAUCCGAUGCAGAUAAAUGGCUUUCGCUUUCGGAUACAGGUGAUCGAUAACGAUGAGAUUGACGAGAGCGACAAGUACCACGUUGACCAUUCGUGGGUGAUUGUGAAGCUGAAGGACAUUAACGAUAAUACGCCUCGCUUCAAGAAACCGCACAUCGAGGCGGCGGUGUACGAGAACGCGGACGUGGGCAAACACCUGGGCACCUUCAAGGCAGUCGACAUCGAUAAGGGCGGCAAGAGCAAAAUUACCUACAGCAUUAAUCGUGCUACGGACCGGAAGCGUCAGUUUGCCAUCGACCAGGAAGGUACGGUGACGAUCCAGCGUGAACUGGAUAGGGAGGCGAUGGCGAAACACUCGCUCGAGAUUCUGGCCACCGAUGACGGUGUACCGCCGCGCACGGCCUCCGCCAUCUUGACCGUACUGGUGAAGGACAUCAACGAUAAUGCGCCGAUAUUCGCGGAAGAUUAUCGGCCCAUUCUGCUCGAAAACUCACCGCCGUCGAAGAUUAUCGAAAUCUCCGCCGUUGACAACGAUGACCGGCUUGAGGGCAACGGGGCACCGUUCCAGUUCCGCAUGGACCCGGACGCAGACGAUGUGAUUCGGACGUCCUUCAAGGUGGAACAGAGUAACAAAGGUGACGGUAUGGCGAUCAUUUCAUCGCUCGGCUCGUUUGAUCGUGAGUACCGCAAGCAGUAUACCAUUCCGAUCGUUAUCAAGGACUCGGGUACACCACCGCAAACCGGCACCAGCACGCUGACGAUCACGAUCGGUGAUCUGAACGAUAACAUCAUGCAGCCCGGCUCCAAGGAGGUGAUCGUGUACAACUACCAAGGUCAGGCGCCGGACACACCGAUCGGGCGUGUGUUUGUUAACGAUCUCGACGAUUGGGACACCUCGGACAAGUUGUUCUACUGGGAUGAGGCCGAGAAUCCACGCUUCAAGCUAGACGACACAUCUGGCAUGGUGACGAUGCGGCGCGGUGCACGCGAGGGACGCUACAAGCUGCGCUUCAAGAUAUAUGAUCGCAAGCAUGCGCAGGAAUCGUACGCCAACAUGUCAGUGGUGGUGAAGCACAUCUCGUACGAGGCGAUCGUCAACUCCGGCUCGAUCCAGCUGUCCGGCAUUACGGAUGAGGACUUUAUACGCAUCUGGAACUAUCGCACCCAGAACAUCUUCCGCAGCAAGCUGGAGCGGUUUCGAUACAAGCUGGCGGAGCUCCUGAACGUAGACGUGAAGAAUGUGGACGUGUUCAGUGUGCAGAUGAAGGACCGGUCGGUGCCGCUGACCGAUGUGCGGUUCGCCGUGCACGGGGCGUACUACUACAAGGCGUUGCAGUUAAACGGCGUAAUACUGCUGCACAAAGAGGAAAUCGAGCAGGAGGUGGGCAUCAACAUCACGAUGGUAAACGUGGACGAGUGUCUGCUGGAAAAUGCGGAUUGUGCCGGGUCGUGCACCAGCAUCAUCGAGGUCCAGACGAACCCCUGCCUAGUGAAUGCGAACAAAACCGCCCUGGUUGGGGUGCAGAUCAACUCCACUGCGGAGUGUGCAUGCAGCUCGCGUGAGUACAAGCAGCAGCAGACCUGCAAAUCCCAUCCCUGUCUGAACGGUGGUCGCUGCACCAAUUCCAAGUCGGGUAUCAAGUGCUCGUGUCCACCGGGCUAUACGGGGCCUCGCUGUCAGCAGGUCGUGCGUAGCUUCCGCGGCAGUGGCUGGGCCUGGUACCCACCGCUUGACAUGUGCGAUAAGUCGCACAUUAGUGUCGAGAUCAUCACAACGAAACCGGACGGUUUAAUUUUCUACAACGGACCUAUCACACCACCCAAGGAGGAUGACACUUCGAAGCAGCUCUCCGACUUUAUUUCACUCGAGCUGGAGCAGGGCUAUCCACGGUUUCUCAUCGACUUCGGCUCGGGUACGCUAGAGUUACGCAUCGUGACCAAACAUCCGCUCAGCGAUGGCGAAUGGCACCGGAUUGAUCUGUUCUGGGACACGGAAAAAGUGAAGAUGGUGGUCGAUUUCUGCAAGACGGCCGAAAUCACCGAAGCCGACGAAGGCAACCUGGUCGAUUUUGUCGACCACACCUGCCAGGCGCUGGGCAAGGUGCCGCAGUUCAACGAAUAUCUGAAUCUCAACACGCCGCUCCAGAUUGGCGGUGUGUUUAGGGACAAGUUUGAUUACACGUACAGCCGCUGGCAGUACAUGCCGGUUGGGGUCGGUUUCGAGGGGUGCAUUCGCGAGUUUAAGCACAACGGAAUUCUAUACGACCUGUCCCACCCGGGACUAUCGAAGGGUAGUGCGCCCGGCUGUUUGUACACGCAGGAGGUGUGCGAUCUGAAUCCGCAGGUCGCCCGGUGUCUCGAGCAUGGCAAAUGUGUCGGUAGCUAUAACAAAGCCAAGUGUGAAUGCAAUCCCGGCUGGACGGGCACGUACUGCAGCUUGCCCACUACUCCAACCACGUUCAAGACGCACAGUUACGUAAAAUAUGCGCUCAGCUUCGAGCCGGACAAGUUCACGACGCAGAUUCAGCUGAGGUUCCGCACGCGCGAAGCGUACGGCGAGCUGUUCCGCAUUAGCGAUCAGCAUAUGCGCGAGUACGGCAUCAUUGAGCUGAAGGGCGCCAAGGUGUACUUCCGGUACAGCUUAAACACGGGCCAGGUGGAGGAACAGGAGGUAGCGUUGACGGCGGUAGAGGUGGACGACGGACAGUGGCACGUGGUUAAGGUGCAACGGUACGGUUCGGCGGCCAUCGUAGAACUGGAUGGGGGUGAGGGUGCCAACUUCAACCAAAGCUUCUCGUUCGAUGGACAUCAGUGGCUGUCAGUGGACAAGCAGGAGGGUGUGUAUGCGGGCGGAAAGCCAGAGUUUAACGGCGUCAAGACGUACGAUGUCAAAUCGGACUAUCAGAAGAGUUGCAUCGACGAUAUAAGAUUGGACGGUAAAAGCUUGCCACUUCCGCCAGCCACCAACGGUACGCAGUGGGCUCAGGCCACGAUGGCCAAGAACAUCGACCGCUACUGUUCCUCCAACAAUCCUUGCCAGAACGCGUACUGUCCGGAUCCGUUCGAGUGUGUCGACCUGUGGAACAAGCACGAGUGCACCUGUGGCGAUGGUAUGAUCAUCUCACCGGAAGGCGAAACCUGCAUCGAUCGGAACGAGUGUUUAGACUAUCCGUGUCUGCAUGGGGGCACUUGCAUCAACCAGGAGCCACGCCUGAAGUACAAGUGCAUCUGUCCGGACUCGUACUGGGGCGAGAGUUGUGAGUUCCUGAAGGAACGACAAGCGCUUAAAUCCAGCACCGCAGUUCAACGAAUAUCGUUAAACGAAUAAAAAAUCGUUUCGAUAGGACACGGGUCGAUUUUGGUUCUUUCCAUUUUAAGACCUUGUUUUAAGGAUGAAAAAAAAAGUUUAGUCGCAUAAUGCUUCAGUUAACCGCUUGGCGAGGUCGAUGUGGUUGUUCACUAAUAUCGGCGCUGGUUUUCGAAUCAACGUCUCUUCAAACAUCCUCCUCUGUUUAUUGAGAAACUUUACAACUAUGGAUUCAAUUGUGUUUUGCACAGGAACUUGAUUACAACCAUCUUUUAUCGGGAGGAUACAUGGAAAUAGAUCAAUUUUACGGAAAGAUAAAUAAAGCAACUCACUUGUGCAAGGCAAUGAGUAACUUGUGUUUUCAAUCACUUACGACGAAUAUUUCUAUCGCUUUAAACGAUGAUGCGGUAAAUCAAAUGCACGAUAAGGAUGAUAGUGAUGGGAAAGGGACGGGAGGAGGAGCAGGGCUUUUUAAAAAUUGAUCGAAAGACAGGAUUUGAGAAGCGUUUAUUGUACGAACGUGCUGCUCGACACAACUUCAAUCGUUGUGAUAAAUUAUCGUUAGUAGAGUGCAGUUUGUGGCAUUUUCCUUUCGCUUAGCAAUCAUAAGAGCGUAGAAGGCGAAAAUGUAUCCAAAUUUUGCAGUGGAGUUUUGUUGAACAAAUAACACAACGAAAAGAUGGUUUAUAAUGUUUGGUACAAGAAUAAAAGAAUUCUUUUCCAUAUAGUUUUCUUUAAUUAUUUAUGAUCCGUUUGAGCAUGCAUUUUAUUUUAAAUUUUAUAAGAUUAUUGGACUCACAAGAGACCUCCGCACUACGCUUCAAGAAUCAAUCGUGUUUACUUGAUUAAUUUGCAAUACAGUUGAGUUGGUUCGAUGGAGUGGCAGAUUUAUACAGCUUUUUUCAUAGUGCUUUUUGAGUGUGGCAACUUUGGCUAUUGAAAGAUGAACGCAUUGUUGAUUUUCAAGUUGUUAUGCAUUACUCUUCCAGCAAUGAUUUCUAUGUGUGUGUGUGUUUUUUUUUACCUUGCCCGCUACGAUCCGUUUUCGAUAAGCCUACGUGUAGCUGCGGCUAAAGGGGCGGCCGUGAGAAUAAAUAUUGCGGAUAGUUGCGAGAGGAGAACGAGCGAACCGAAAACCGAGAGAGCGAGCGAUCGGACGAAGCGGAGUACGAUGAUCGAGCGGUUUUGCGGCGCGAUGGCGAAAAAAAGACGCGGCACUUUGGUAACGGUUAUCAAGUAGUUUGGUGGUGGUUUGGCUCGUGCUAUAAAGUUUUAGUUGGUUUGGCGUUAUAUCAAAUAAAAAUAAUUUAUUUAUUUUUAAAAAGAAAGUAGUUAGUCGUUUCAAGAGCAACGAUUUCAAACCAUAAGUACGAUACCUGAUCGAACCGCAAAUACACCUGACUCAUUUAAUUGUGUAUGUGUGUGUAUGUAUGUAAACGAGAUGGAGAGAAUUCUAACAUAAAAUACCAAAACAGGUAAGUUUAUUUUCUCACCAAAAAAAAAAGAACACAAAAUUAAAUCAAACGACAUCUACACUUACAUACCCCAAUGGUAAUUGACAAACGAAAAUAGGUGCAUUUUUGAUCGAUUAUUUCCAUACCUUCUUUGCGCUUGAAUGAUGGAUAGACAAAUGAACAAGCAAGUACGUUCUAAAGCACGGUAGUACAUACGACCGCUUUGGCCGUGGCGUGUGGAUAAAACAGAGUCCAAAACAAAGCAAACAUGACAACAGGUCUUAGACGAACUAUACAAGAAACAUAAAAUAAUACAAAGAGAAAAUGAAAGACAUGUAGACAACUAAAACUUACCGACUAAACAAAGCAUUUAAAACACUGCACGAUUGUUUUUAUUGGGAGGAAGAAGAUGCAAUCUCAACUAAUAAUUGGUUUGUGAGUCAUGUUUUGAUUGUAGGUUUUUCAUAUAUAUUGUGGUACAAAAAGGAAAAGACAAAAGAAACAAAAACUCAUGUAGACAAAAAAGCAAAGAUCAAUCGAAAAAGUCACAGUUGCAUUUGAGAAUAACGAAAGUUGUAAAAAUAAUGAUUUAAUAAAAAAACUAAUAAAUACAAACAAAU
Anopheles merus is the source of this 6727-nucleotide messenger RNA. Its product is annotated as neural-cadherin-like. The transcript is spliced from 9 exons. Gene Ontology annotation, cellular component: plasma membrane; catenin complex. The record is from RefSeq and is a predicted model, not a curated record. NCBI's taxonomy places the organism in Eukaryota, Metazoa, Arthropoda, Insecta, Diptera, Culicidae. Bases 1 to 4674 code for a protein of 1557 amino acids. Gene Ontology annotation, biological process: homophilic cell-cell adhesion. Gene Ontology annotation, molecular function: calcium ion binding; cadherin binding.